Molecule: messenger RNA, 1260 nt
Organism: Melampsora larici-populina 98AG31
Lineage: Eukaryota; Fungi; Basidiomycota; Pucciniomycetes; Pucciniales; Melampsoraceae
Exons: 4
Coding region: 1-1260 (419 amino acids)
Molecular function (GO): poly(A)-specific ribonuclease activity
Source: RefSeq, a predicted model, not a curated record
AUGUCAUCAAUCACUCAAACCUUCUUACCAAGAGAACCAAAACCAGUUUAUAGUAAUGAGAAAGAAUGUCUUGGUUGGAUCAACCAAACUGGUCGAUUGAAAAUCAAAAUCAUGACAUGGAAUGUUUUGGCACAAUGUUUGGUUAAACGAAACUUGUUUCCUGGUUCUGAUUGUUUGAAAUGGAAAGAAAGAGGAAAAACGAUUACUGAAGAAAUCAUAAAUUACGAUCCAGAUGUGAUUUGUUUACAAGAAGUAGAUAGGUUAACAGAUCAUGGACCAAUCCUUACAAAAGCAGGAUACGAUUAUACAUACAAAAUUGGAGGUUACGAAGAAGAAGGUAAACAACAUGGAUUAUUAAUUGGAUGGAAACGUCAAGAGUAUGAACAAAUCAAUGAACAUUUAAUAAGAUUAGAUGAAGAAACCUAUAAAGAGAAGAUCGGAAUCAGUCGAUCCACACGUAAUAUCGGAUUAAUAUGUGCUUUGAAAUCUAAACUUGAUUCUUCGUCUUCAGUAGGUUUGGUGAUUGGUACGGCUCAUCUUUUUUGGCAUGCUAGGUUUGUUUAUGAAAGGUCUCGUCAGAUCGCUUUUUUGAGUCGUGGGAUUCAAAGUUUUAAAACUUCUUUGGAUCAUUCAAUAAACUGGACAACUUGUUUGGCCGGUGACUUUAAUGAAGAACCUAAUUCGUUUGGAUACAGAUUAAUGACAGGUAUCAAAUCAGAUGAACACCAAAGAGAAAACUUUAACAGGUCUAGAUUGAUUCAUAAAUCAGUAGAUGUGAUGAUGAAUAGAACCAUCAAAGAUGAAGUUUAUGAAACUAUUGAAGGUGAUGAUGAUAGAGUAUUUAAAGAAGUUCGAAAGCUUAAUGAACCUGAUGAAUUGUUUAAUGAAACCGAAUUAAAAGAGAUUCAUGGAAAAAAGUCUUGGAUUAGUUUGUAUGGUAGAUGGGGUGAAAGGAUGAAGGAUCAAGAUGGCAAUCGAUUUAAAGAUAGAGAAGAAGAAAUCAUUAAAGCCACUAAACCUGAUGUGUGCAUCACAAACUUUACACCACUUUGGAGAUGUACAUUAGAUUAUAUUUUUAUACUAGAUGAUCGAUCUGAACCUGAAUCCGAAACCAAUCCAUCAUCACCAACUCUAAAUCCUAAAUUCCAAGUGAUAAGUCUUUUACCUACUCAUAGAACUCAAGACCUUCAACCCGGUUUACCUAGACUAAGAAUAGAACCAUCUGAUCAUAUUUCAUUAAUGGCUGAACUUCUCAUUUAA